AUGCAGCUGAAGGUGAAGGAGACGACGCCGGCCGCCAAGUGCGUGCGGUGGUCCACCGUGACCGUGUACGAGUUCGGUGUGGCGCUGGGCGGCAGCGCCGUGCCCCGCCGCGGGGGGCCGUCCAUCGGGCUGGCGCGCACGCCGCAGCAGGUGUGGAGCGCCUCGCUGGACAAGGUGCGGCGCUGCGGGGACUUGGACCUCGCGCGGCCCGGCGCCGAAGCUGAAGCUGCAGUGGAUGACGCCGAGAUGAAGGAGGAGGUGGAUUUAGUCGCCGCGGACCGCAAGGAGAGGCGCAAGCGCCGCGUGCAGCGCGCUCGGCGAGUGCGCUGGCUCAAGCCGCUGGAGCGCAUCACGAUGCUGACCAAGGCCGGCUGCAGCGAGGAGCGCAUCUACCGCAUGAUGAUGGAGAGCUCGGACAUCGCCAUGUCCAGGAGGCUCUGCGUCUCGAUGCAGCGCCAGGUGGCCGCGUGAAGAGCCCGCGGAAUCAAGCGCCUCGGCGGUGGUAGUGUUACCCCGCCGAGCCACGAGGACCAAGUUGCUGCGGAGCUGCUGGCUGUUGACGCAGUGCGCCCCCAAUAGACCACAAGCGAGUAGACUAUGACAAUGAACGACGACUAUUUACUGUGUACC
Messenger RNA from Phytophthora sojae, 630 nucleotides. RefSeq lists its product as hypothetical. The coding region runs from base 1 to 471 and encodes 156 amino acids. Lineage: Eukaryota; Oomycota; Peronosporomycetes; Peronosporales; Peronosporaceae. The transcript has a single exon. The record is from RefSeq and is a predicted model, not a curated record.